AUGGCUCUCGAGACGAUGCAUACGUCGAUAAUGGAGGAACCGGAAAGCCCGAACGAGCCCCGCCCCUCCAUCUCGCACGUCCGUAGUAUGGACUCCGACGUGAUCAAGCAAAUCCGCGACGCCUCCCUCUCCCCGAGCCCCAUCGCCCAGUUCCUCGCGGACCCCGACGUCGCCGCCAUCCUCUCCCGGCCGAAGAAAUCCCGGCGCGCCUCCACCAACUCCCUCCGCGAGCGCGUCUCCUCGCCCAAGAAGCAGCGCGAGCGCGACCACGACGACGCGAACUCGAUUAUCACGCUCGUGCUGGCGGAGGAGGAGAAGUCGACGCACCGGCUGAAGACGAUGCUGCGCAGCACGACGGACCGGCUCGAGCACGAGCUGCGCAGGGCCGACCAGGCGGAGGCGCGCGCGCAGGCGGCAGAGCGGCGCGCGGGCGCCGCGCUGGGGAAGGUUGCGCUCGCCGACGCCGCGCGCGUGCAGGCCGAGGCGGACGCGAGCCACGCGAAGGACGAGAAGGCCAGGGUGCAGCUGUUGUUAGAGGUGGCCCAGAGAGACUUGCAGCGCGCGCAGGAGGCGAAUCGGAAAAUGGAAGAGCAGAAGCGCGAGGCGGAGCGCGCGGCGGAGAAGGCGGAGGAGAAGGCGCGGCGGUACCAGAUGCUCCUGCGGGAGGCGGAGACGGACGGGAAGGAGAAGGAUGCGUCGAGGCAGGUUGCGGCGACGAGGGGGUUCAACGAUGGGCGGAAGAUGGGGUACGACGAGGGGUAUGAGGAGGGGUUCAUUGCGGGGAGGGACGAGGGGUACGAGGAGGGGCACAUCGCGGGGUUCCAGCAGGGCCGGUUCGAGGGGUACGAGGAGGGCCGGUCGGUCGGCCGGGAGGAGGGUUUCGAGGACGGCCGGGAUGAGGGCAAGAGAGAGGAGCGCGAGCAAGCCAUGAUGGCGCUCAACACGUUCGUGGACGAAGUCGACGGCCGGGGCAGCGCGCGCUACGAGAGGACGCAGGAGUGGACAUCGGUCGCCGGCCCCACGGCCUAUUUGGCUGCACCGACGACUCAAUACCGAUCCCGUCGUAUCUGCGAGGGCGUGAAGGAUCUCCUCGAGGGGGCUUCCGUCAUGUCUGGUCCCUGA
Gloeophyllum trabeum ATCC 11539 is the source of this 1122-nucleotide messenger RNA. RefSeq lists its product as uncharacterized. NCBI's taxonomy places the organism in Eukaryota, Fungi, Basidiomycota, Agaricomycetes, Gloeophyllales, Gloeophyllaceae. The transcript has 4 exons. The record is from RefSeq and is a predicted model, not a curated record. The coding region runs from base 1 to 1122 and encodes 373 amino acids.